Molecule: messenger RNA, 1284 nt
Organism: Ostertagia ostertagi
Lineage: Eukaryota; Metazoa; Nematoda; Chromadorea; Rhabditida; Trichostrongylidae
Source: the annotation of a GenBank genome assembly
AUGAUUCCCCGAUUACUACAGUAUUUUCUAUUCAUAUUCACUAUUACUUUUGUGGAAUGCAUGCCGCCAUUCACAAAAGCAGCGUUCAAGAGCAAACCACUGCAUCCUGUUAUUCUCAUUCCCGGUGACGGUGGAAGUCAACUGGAAGCGAAUCUAACCGGCAAACCAAGUGUGGUUCAUUAUAUCUGCUCCAAGCAAACUAAUGAUUAUUUUGAUUUAUGGCUGAAUCUCGAGCUGUUCACACCACUGGUUAUCGAUUGUUGGGUUGAUAAUAUGAUGUUGGUAUUCAAUUCUACAAGUGGAAUGUCCUCGAAUAUGCCGGGAGUAGACAUACGAGUUCCAGGUUUUGGAGGCACAAGUACUGUAGAGUGGCUUGAUCCCAGCAAGGAAAGCGUGCGUCUUUUUUCACGGGCAUCGCAAGGGCAUUAUUUCUACACGAUCGUGGAUAUGAUGGUGUCAUGGGGUUACAGACGUGGGAAAAAUGUCAUAGGAGCGCCGUUUGAUUGGAGGAAAUCACCUAACGAGCUGCACCUCUACUUCGAUCUUUUGAAGACCACGAUUGAAACCGCCUACCGCUACAAUGAUAACGCAAAAGUUAUCAUUCUUGGCCAUAGCAUGGGCAAUCCGAUGAUGCUCUACUUUUUCAAUAAUAUCGUUGAUCAGGCCUGGAAGGACAAGUUCAUCCAGUCUCACAUCUCAUUGGCUGGUCCAUGGGGAGGAUCGAUGCAAAUUGUACGGCUUCUCGCCUCCGGAUACAACAUGAAUUACUUCAGAGUGAUUUUGCCACCCAGUAGUUUAAGAGGAAUGCAGAGGUCGUUCACUUCGUCCGCAUUUCUUUUCCCCAGUAAAGCCGUCUGGAAUGACUCUGAAGUUCUUGCCAGUACAUCCGAAAAGAACUAUACGAUUGCUGAUGUGCAAGAAUUCUUCCACGAUAUCGACUAUCCUAUUGGAUGGGAGCAGUACAAGGUAGCAGCACAGUUGAAUGGAAAUCUGGAAGCGCCUGGAGUAAAGGUUCACUGUCUCUACGGUACGGGUGUAGCUACAGCCGAGCAGUUCAACUGGCCUAAAGGUUACUUCCCGGAUUAUCAGCCUUACGUUAUGUACGGCGAUGGUGACGGCACAGUGAAUCGAAAGUCAGCGGAGGUGUGCCUUGGUUGGAACGAAGCCAAUAAUCAAGGAAAACAGGUAACCGUUCAUGAGAUCCCUAAUGCUGAGCAUAUGGGGAUUCUGCAAAGUCCACCAGCAAUAGAGAUCGUUCGCAAAGCUAUAUAUGAUCUUUUAUGA